Messenger RNA from Morone saxatilis (striped sea-bass), 3164 nucleotides. It is a transcript of the gene ncf1, whose product is annotated as neutrophil cytosolic factor 1. Gene Ontology annotation, molecular function: protein binding; superoxide-generating NADPH oxidase activator activity; phosphatidylinositol binding. Bases 722 to 1969 code for a protein of 415 amino acids. Gene Ontology annotation, cellular component: NADPH oxidase complex; cytoplasm. Gene Ontology annotation, biological process: superoxide anion generation; respiratory burst. The record is from RefSeq and is a predicted model, not a curated record. The transcript has 12 exons. Lineage: Eukaryota; Metazoa; Chordata; Actinopteri; Moronidae.
UGUUUACAUCAUCAGCACUGGUGACACUUCAGAUUCUAGAUGGAGAAACCAAACGUUGUCGUCGGUGGAGGAAGUUUAGCCGUGUGGGUUUGAUUGGGAUUGUUUUUGUUCCUCUUCGCCUGUUGCAAAGGUUUUGGAAAAAAUCACACGUUAAAGCUGAAAGCCCGCGGAGAGACACACGAGGAGGGUUGCCACAGAAAUAUAAUGAUGUGUUGGUGUGUGUGGGAGGAAGGAUGGAGUCAGUGUGUGCACACAGAGUGAAAUCAACACGGUGAUUCCCCGUCUGGACGGUUGAGAAACGCUUCUGAGGGGAAUUCUUCACUUCAAGAUUUCUUUAAAUUCACCCGUUUACUGCUUAAAGCUUAUAUAAUAUAUUUCUGCUGGUUCUGGUCCCUGCUGGUCCCUGCUGGUUCUGGUCCCUGCUGGUCCCUGCUGGUCCCUGCUGGUCCCUGAGGUUUCCCAGUGGAGUAGUGGAAGUACAAAUCUAUUACUAAAAUAAAAAGGGAGCGGCUCCUCUUCUGGUGGAGUCCGCCAUGUUGAACCGCCCAACACUCGCUCUAGAUAGAAGUAUCACGGACAUCGUAGUUUCUCCUACGUGCUUGGAAUGGGAAGUUAAAGAGGAACUGAUUGAUGACACACACACACACACACACACACACACAGAGUAUAUAAGGCUCACGUCCGUCACUUUGCUGUCAGUUGGACUCUACUGUAUCUCAGUAUGGAGGAGACCUACGUCAGGCAUGUGGAGCUGUUGGGCUUCGAGAAACGACUGUACCCGAGUCAGCAUUACGUGUACAUGCUGAUGGUGAAAUGGAGCGACCUCACAGAGAAGCUCAUCUACAGGACGUAUCCUGAGAUCCACACCUUCCACAAAUCGCUGAAGGAGAUGUUUCCCAUCGAGUCCGGUCAAAUAGAGAAGAAGGACAGAAUCAUCCCGUCGUUACCAGCGCCGCGGUGGCUGGACAGCCAGAAGUCGACAGAAACCCGACAGACCACGCUGGUGGAGUACUGCCACUCCCUCAUCAACCUGCCGGCUCACAUCUCCCGCUGCAAACACCUCACCAACUUCUUCAAGGUCCGACCAGAGGACGAAAACCCGCCUGCCGCAAACACGCUGAAAAGAAACGAGACGUUCGUGGUGUCCAGGGAGCUGGCCAGAGGCAACGCGUCCGAGAUUUCGGGCCCGAUCAUACUGGACACCUACAGAGUGAUCGCAGACUUCGCCAAGACGUCCAAACACGAGAUCAAUCUGCACACCGGAGACCUGGUGGAGAUCGUGGAGAAGAACCAGAACGGUUGGUGGUUCUGCCAGUGUGAGUCCAAACGAGGCUGGGUUCCCGCGUCCUACCUGGAGCCUCUGGACGGUCCGGAUGAGUCCGAGGAUGCCGACCCAGACUACGAAGGAGAGCUGCACGUCACCGUCAGAGCCUACCAGGCGGAGCAGGAGGACGAGAUCUCUCUGGAGGUCGGAGAAACCAUCGAGGUCAUUCACAAGCUGCUGGACGGCUGGUGGGUCGUCAGGAAAGGAGACGAGACCGGUCACUUUCCCUCCAUGUUCCUGCACAAGGCCGGUAAGAGAGAGAAGUACGAGGCGGAGAGGACGGCGGUGCAGGGACAGAAACCGCCACCUCGCAGGUCCACCAUCCGAAAUGCAAAGAGCAUCCACAACAAGUCUCGCCGUAGGAUGAGCCAGGAUGUCUACCGCAGGAACAGCCGCCGGUACCUCCAGCAGAAGGGCCUCGCCGAGCCGCAGAGGAACUCCAAGAACGCCGCCAAGUCACCGCUGAGGGAGCGGAAGAACCAGGACAACAUCCCCGAGCAGUCGAGCUCCAGUUCGGAGAGCGAGAUGAAGAAAGAGGCUCCGGUCAUCCCUCCCCGGCCCAGUCCCGAGCUCAUCAUGGAGCGCUGCAGCGACAACACCCGCAAGAGAGUCAGCAUCCACGAGACCCGGUCCAGCACCAGCUAGCCUGCGGAUUCACCGUGUGCGUUAACUGUGUGUUAACAGUCGCCAUGAAGUCGUCUCUGAGAGCUUUUUUUUUUCUUCCUUAAUUUGUUGUGGGUAGUUCUGGUCAUUUCAGUCAAAAGUGUGGAAGAUAGUUUUACAUGUAAUUGUGACUUUAAAGAUGUUUGUGUUUUCCUUCUUGUCAAAAAAUCCCACGUAAAGACCAAAAUCAACAUGUUAGCUUCUUUUAAAAACACCUCACAAAUAUACAGUUGAACUCAGAGCUGCAACCAUCAGUUGGUUAAUCGAUUAGUUGUCGACUAUUAAAUUAAUCACCAGAUAUUUCAAUUAUAAAUAGAUCGUGAAAAAAUGACAAAUUCAUCAGGUUUCUUUAGUCCUCUGUUAGUAAACUGAAUAUCUUUAUUUGCAAUUUUAACUGUCAUUGCAAGAAAGAUCCUAAAAACACUGCAAUUUUUCAGAAAACCUUCUGUGAAAUCAGCCAUUUUAUAAACAUUUUUGAUAAACAUUUUUCACAAUUUUCUUACAUUUUAUGGACCAAAAGAUUGAAUCGAUUAAUCAAGAAAAUAAUUGUCAGUUACCGCUGCUCACUGUAGUACGCCCCUGUAGUAACAGGGGCGCAUUAAUCUAGUCUUCUGGUCUUUUUAUGGGAUUUAUUGACAAGAAACUGAAGAAUAUCACCGCCUGUAUGUUUGGAAAAGCUUUACUUUGGUGCCAUCUGGUGGUCAUUUGGAGAAUAACACAGUGUCAGACAGCAGUACAAGCUGCUCCAACCAGAAACAUCAAUUAUUUAAAGUUUCUCCAAACAUAAAAAGGCUUCACUGAACUGAUUCUGAUUUAAUCUGCAGCUCAGUGUUUGAUAUUUAAACAGCGUCUGUGUCCGACAGCUCUACCUCGCUGUUAGCUCAACGGUUCGAAAGAAGCUACACAAUAAAAGCUAAAGUAAAAGUAAAAGCUGAAUUUAUUUCAUUGCAGUGUUGUUAGAAGUGUGCGGGGGAAGAACAGUUAUAUCUCUGUUUGUAACUCAUGUGUGGAAGCAUUUCCAUCUAUUUCCCAGCAGGCACUCUGUAGAGCUUUUUUGUUUUUAUUUAUUUGCUUAAUGUACAGAAUGUAUACAAUAAUACAUUUUGCAUUUUAAGCUUUUAUUUCUGCAGCCGCUAGUGACUGUUUCCUCAAAUAUUAAAUAUGUCAGCUAAUAACA